Messenger RNA from Melospiza melodia melodia, 5257 nucleotides. It is a transcript of the gene C16H8orf48, whose product is annotated as chromosome 16 C8orf48 homolog. The coding region runs from base 124 to 969 and encodes 281 amino acids. The transcript is spliced from 7 exons. The record is from RefSeq and is a predicted model, not a curated record. Lineage: Eukaryota; Metazoa; Chordata; Aves; Passeriformes; Passerellidae.
CUCCGCCCUCAGCUCCCGGGGCCGCCCCUUCCCGCCCGGGGGAGCGGGGCCGGGCUCAUUCCCCCUUGUUUUGACGCUACCUGGUGUUGUAAAUAGUCUUACCUUUUCUUUCCUUGCUGUCCCAUGGCAGCUGCCCCAGCAGAGAGCUCCAGGAGCCAUGGGAAGGGGCUGGAGCAGAGCCAGAGUCACAGCAGCUCUGCCUUGGACUAUUCAGGAGACACCUUUGAGUCCUUCAGCGAGGAGGAGGAGAGUGAAGCACCUGGAUCCUGGUGUUCCACAGAGGAUGUGGAGGGGGCAGCUGUCUCAGAGGCUUUGGGAAGCUCAGCAUCACAUUUAGGGCAAAGUGCUGCAGAGGAGGAGUCUGAAGCAGUGGAUCCUGCAGCUGUGGAAAGAGCUGCCAUAGGAAAAUGGAUUGAUGCCAUGGGAAAGUGGAUUGAUCUGAAAAAUAAAGACACUGGGAUUAGGCCAGACAAAUCUGCCAUCACAACUCCUGCUGGAGUUUGUGGGUUCUCCCAGGCAGAGCUGGGAGCUCUGAGCCGUUUCUGCAGCAGCAGGAUCAGCAGCAUGCAGCAGCAGCAGCAGGCACACAGGGGCAGGAGGCUGCACUGGGGAGCCCCAGCAAGGCAGACUGAGCCACGACAGUCCUGUGCUGUUCCUGCCCAGCUGAUGAACAGGAUCCUGCUGGAAAACACCAGGGAGGCUCUGAAACAGGUGACAGAAGCUGAAAUCCAUGAGGUUUCAACCUGUCCUGGCUGCCAGCAGAAGGAAGCAGAGCUGGCCAAGGUUGCCUUUCUCAGGCAAAAAAAGACUCUGCUGGAAGGUGCUUUAAUCCAAGAGAAAUUGGAAGAACAGUUUUACUCCAGGGACACGCUCACACUUCUAGGAGAAGCACUCAGAAGCUUUCCCAAACCUUCAGAGGAUCCCAGGGAUUUGUGGCAAAGGCUGAAGGGUCAGGAGUGGAAAGACUGAAUGGACCAUAACUCCAGUGGGUGAAGAACUGGGAGAGCCUCCUGUGGGCAGCCAGCUCCAGAAUUCCACUGAUUUUGGAUCUGAGCUGCUGUGGCAGUGAUGGAUUGGGUGCUGCUUUAAUAUUCCUGCAGGUAGAACCAGAUCUGCCUGCCUGGGGUGUGAGUCAACCUCUCCUCAAUGCAAAUGUUGCAGCAGAUUGUAAUCCAUCUCCAUGGGCUUCUCAAAUUCCAGAAGCCAGCAGUUUCCAUUAUUAAUCUGGCAAGGCAGAAGAAUUGUUUUUUGGGGGAUUGCUGUGGGAUUGCAGAGCAGCUCCCAGCUGCCUCCAUCCAUAAGGAAAAUAAAUGAUUCUGUUUGCCAGGGCAGGGAGGUGUAAUUACUGCAUCUCAGCUCAGGCUUUGCCCACUGCCUCAUGGUAAAUUGAAAGUGAGAGCCCCAGGUGGAAGACAAAAAGCAAAGUUAACUAUAAAAAGCAGUAAAAUGAAAUGAAGUAUUUAUAGAAGGGAAUUAAUGAGGUUGUAACAGAAAUUAAUCAGCAGGACUGGGGGUGCCAAUGGGAUGAGAAAUGAUAAUAAAUUAAUCAUGGAAUCUAUAUAGGAUAGAGAAAAACAAGCAACAAGAUGAAAACUGGGAGAGAAAUUGCAAGAAAAUACUUUGGAAUUGGUUGUAGUUUUUCAAGAUUAGGAAGUCACUGUUGUUCAAAGACUGGAUCUGGGGUUCAGUACACAUCCAAAUAAAAUGGAAUUGUGCUGGGAAUCUUUGGGCUAGACAGUGAAAUCAUCCUCACUGUGGCCUCCAAAGCCUGGUACUGCUCUCUGGGCACCUCUGCAGCCCUUUGUGACCAAAGCUGAGAGCAAGGGCUCAGCCAUGGCCUGACUCUCCUCAGCCUCCCAUAUCCUGACUUCUCUGCAUUCCCAUCUCUGUGGAAACCUUAGAGGGAUAUCCCUAUCUGUGAACCCACACUGCAUUUUUGUGCCAAAGCAGAUGGAAUCAAAUCCCCCUGUUGCAUUUUCUUCCCCCAUUUUGGGACCAGAGCCCUCACUGCUGCCUUAAGCGGGGGUUUGUAUUUCAUGGGGUUGUUUCCCUCCUCUGCUCUGGGUUGUUUAUCAGAGUCCUUGAGAGCUGUUUAGCCUCUUGUUCUCCCUUCCCACAAACCAUGGAAAACCUGGAGGGAAAUGCUGGGAUAUAAACAGAAGUGUUAGCAAAGUUCUGCCUUCUGCUGCUUAAAAAUCUGCUCAGAGUGCUUUCCCUGGGAGUGGAUCCUGAGUAGGUGAAGCCCAGGUGGGAGCCCAGCCCAGCCCUGAGCUCCUCAGUGCUGCUUGUCCUUGCAAACAGCUUCAAUGGUCCAUCAGAAAUACUGCCCCAACAGCAUCCCCUUUGGAAUUGUCCUGCAGGGCACUUGGAUAAUGAAUAAACUCUGCUUGUUCCUUCCUGUUGCUCUGGGAUCCUUGGAAAUGUUUAAACCCUUAAAUCUCCUGCUUUCCAAUCUCCUCCUGGGUGCCCCACCUCUGUUCCUGGUUUUGCUCUGCACUCCCUGGUUCUCUGAGCCUCUGGAAGUCUCUGCACACACUGGGAGAGGCACCCAGAAUUUCAGGUGGGGCCUUGGAAGGGCUGCCAGGUGUACAGGGGGUGAUCAGGAACUGAAUCCUUGGAAACUGUCAUUUUGUAGCACAGAUUUCAGCCCUUGCAGACCCACAAAGAGUGACUGCCGUGCACAUGUUGAUAUUUCUGUUUUCAGAACACUGAACCUUUCUGGAGCUACUGAAAUUCCUUUGCAGCUGCUGUCAGCCUUUCUGUAAAUCUGAGCUGUGAGUUAUCUGGGUUAUGUGUCUGACAGUGUUUGUCUGUGGAGCUCACACACAGUGCCUGCACAGCUCCUGUUUGUUUGCAUAAAUGUUACAAACAGAACUCAGGUAACUCCUCAGCAAAAUCAAAGCAGAUUUUGCUGAUGGCUGUUGGAUGCAUUUUCCUGCUGCUCACUACAGUUGUUUCAUUCUUUUAUCAGCAGUGACUCUGAGAUCUGAGUGUUUUCUUUAUGCCAAUGGAAUGGAUGAUCUGAUCUCCUAAAUAAUUUAUUUUCUAAUCCUGCACUUUUUGAGGCUGGAGAUCCAAAACUCUGCCGUGUGGGAAAGAGGGUGGGUGAGGUAUCCUCUUUUUUCCCCUUCCAGGAGCUCCUCCCUCCAGCAGGAGAUUUUUCUUUUGAUCCAAAGAAACCUCAAAACUCUGGUCAAGGAAUAUUGGCUCAUCUGCUGCCUGGUUUGUGCUUGCUGGGGCAUGAAAGGAGCAGAGUGGCUCAAGAGGGAUUCCUUGGGAAAAGCAGCUGUGGCUGUGAAACAAAUCAAUCUGCCUCUUCAAAGUGCUCUGCAGCUUUGCCUUUGUGGCUUUCAUGGCACCCAGAGCCUGGAUGAUUUCAUCUUCUGGGUGAUUGCUGAUGUGGUGGGCUUCAUUGCUCUGUGCUCACAGAGAAGGUUUCUCCCAUCUCAGUUGUUUCAUGCUCUAUGUGUGCUGAUAUCCACUUUUGGGGUGUUGGAUUUUAUAACUGACCCUUUGGAGAAACUUGCAUUCCUCACAUUAUCAUUAAAAUCAGUUUCCCAUGGACUGCAGCACUGUAACUUUCCCUUUCAUUUGCUCUAGCUUUAUAAAAACCACCCUGCACUCCAGGCUCCCUCAUUCCUUGUCCCCUUUCCAGCCACCUCUCCUGCUCUGGGAAUUUGUAUCUCUAGAAAAACUUCCAGCUCAGUCCCAGCAGCUCUGAGUGGGAAUGAGGUUUUAGUGGCAUUCACUCCCUGGAUCUGAGCUGGCAACAAAGCUGAACAUUCCCAAAUUACCUGUUCUGGUGGAAGGUGGCCCUGCCCUUGGCAGGGGUGGCACUGGAGGAGCUUUAAGGUCCCCUCCAACCCAAACCAUCCCACAAUUCUGGGAUAUUUAAAGUUGGAUUUCCUCAGUAGAGGAAAUUCUUUGUGGUCCCAGUGGUUCAGUGUAGGAUCAGAGAAGAGUUUGAGUUGGAAGAGACCUUCCAAAGGCCACUUAACCCCCAAAGGCCACCUUACACCUCCCACUAUUCCAGGGUGGUCUGACCUGGAUUUGGACAUUUUCAGGGGUCCAGGGGCAGCCACAGCUUCUCUGGGGAUUUUAUUACAGGGCCUGCCCAUCCUCAGUGUAAAAACCUUCUUGUAUCUGGUCUAAAGGAGCCCUCCUGCAGGUAAACCCACCCUCCCUUGUCCUCAGGGCCUGCUCAGAGCUGUGCCCCACCUUUCCUGUGACCCCCUUCAGGUGCAGGAACGUUCCUGGAGCCUUCCCUUCUCCAGCUGAACACUCCCAAAGCUCAGCUUUUCCUCAUGGGAGAGGGGCUCCAGCCCUCAGAGCACCUUUGUGGCCUCUUUCCAUUAAUCCUGAACAUUUCCCUGAAGUUCCAGGAAUAUCUGCAAUGCUCCAGGCUCCCCUGGGGUCCCUCAGUGCCUCCUCAGAAAUUCCCCUCACAGGGUUGGGGUGUGGUGAGACUUGGGUGGUUUUUUAAUUCUAUUUUUUACCACAGCUAAUUUGAUGAGGUUUCAAGAAAAGGAGCUGAACUCAUUUAUUCCUGUUGGGAACUUGACAGAAGUUCUCAUCUGCUGGCACCAAGGACAAGGGCACCCAGCUCUCAGUGACCCCUGAGCUGAGAGCACUUCAAACCAUCCACACAUCCUCCAGCAAGGGCUGCAGUGCUCCCAGCUCUGCAUUCUUCAAGCAUUUUCCAAUCUCCUUGCAUUCCUCAAGCUGUGAUUUUAUUACCACUGGAUGUGAUUUUCAGAGAGUGACUUUUGAUUGUGCCCCUGAGGGAGGCACUGGGAGUGUGCAGAUCAGCCCUGUCUGCCCCAGGGCUGCUUUCCUGCCUGCUCUGCCUUCAAAUGAUGGCAAACCAGAUAUUAAUCCUACCCACUGAUAUUAAUCCUACCCACAGAUAUUAAUCCUACCCACUGAUAUUAAUCCUACCCACAGAUAUUAAUCCUACCCACAGAUAUUAAUCCUACCCACUGAUAUUAAUCCUACCCACUGAUAUUAAUCCCAUCCACUGAUAUUAAUCCUAUCCACAGAUAUUAAUCCUAUCAACACCACAUUUGCAUUGGUUUCAUGCAACUCUUUGUCCAUUUCUUUUUCUCCACAACUGAUUUUGAAGCUCUUUGGCAGCACUGACAGCACCAGGAUGUGGAUGGGAGAUGAGGGGGAGUGGAUUCCUUCUGUCAGGGUCCUCCAUUUUCCAGAUUACCCAAAGAAUUGAUCAGGGUACUAAAAAAAAAAAACAAAAAACAAA